Messenger RNA from Drosophila guanche, 1190 nucleotides. RefSeq names its product acidic repeat-containing protein-like. The record is from RefSeq and is a predicted model, not a curated record. NCBI's taxonomy places the organism in Eukaryota, Metazoa, Arthropoda, Insecta, Diptera, Drosophilidae. The transcript is spliced from 5 exons. The coding region runs from base 179 to 1084 and encodes 301 amino acids.
AAACUUAUCUAAACCCAAUCAUUACCAGUUUCAGUUUCAGCAAUGAACAAAGUAACCUUUUUUGAAUACUUUACCAACACUUCCAUUUUAUGGUCACACAGAAUCCUUUUCACUUUUUGUCAUAGAACUUUGAGUUUUUGACUUGUUAAAACCAGAAAGACUGAAUAAUUGUUUUAAAAUGCAAUCACCGCAUACUGAUGACGAGGAGAGCUCCGAUGAGGAUGCAUCUCUCACCGCUCCUACUGCCGAUGCUGUUAUCCAAAUCGAUUCAUCUAGUAGCAGCGACGACUCAUCCAGCGACGACUCUUCCAGCGACGAAUCAUCCAGCGAAGACUCAUCCAGCGAAGACUCAUCCAGCGACGACUCAUCCAGCGACGACUCAUCCAGCGACGACUCAUCCAGCGACGACUCAUCCAGCGACGACUCAUCCAGCGACGAGUUAUCUGGCAACGAUUCACCAUGUCCCGAGACUAGCGGUUUGGCUGAUAGUCCAACUCAUAUAGAAGAUGAAAUUUGGAAUUCGGAGCCGACUAAUGCGCCGCAAGUGGAGGUAGAUGCUUCCAAUCUCGUGUUGAACCCGUCUUUCCACAUGCAGGGCGUUCCAAUGAAUGGCGACAUGGCUGGCCCAAGCUUAAAUCCAUUCAUAGGAGACGAAUUUCACGAUGGUUCCACCACGGACAAUUUCGAGGAUGUGUGUGUUCCAGACAACAGCGAGGAUGUGGCUGUUGCUGGUCCAGGCAUACAGAUGAACGAAAACCCACAGACAAGCUCUUCACAAAUAUCGAACACAUCCCAUUUUAUAAUUAAUUUGCCGCCAACUCGUCGUCGACGCACCGCACCGGCCUACUUCGAUGAUCCGGAAUCAAUUGGAGCGCGUGUGGUCAAGCGUAGUAGAGGCAACACUGCCCCUAUUGAAUUAGCUACACCCUUAGACGUAACAAACUACUUUCAGGAGGUGUCUGCCCGAUUGGUGACCGAGCGCGUGAGCCAGCAGGCCUUUCUGCAGCUUUCCAAAACCUCUAAUCUCGCAGUGCAAAAAGCCAUAGCUAGCUCCAAAAGAGCCUUGGGGGAGGCCCCUAAGUAGGGCUUUCACAUUGAGAAGAUAAUUAUUGAUUUAAUAAUAAACAAUACAACAUUGUGCGUACGCCUCAAUACUUCGGCAAGCGCAUGGACGCGUGUAUGUACAUAAA